AUGGAAAUGUUGUCGAACUUGUUAGAUUCCUGGGGCCUGAAUCCGCCCUCCAGACUCAGGCGAUUUGUCUUUGAUGUCGUUGCUUUCCGUGACGAGUUGGCUAAAACGCGCCCCAAACAUUCCGACCCAACGCGCCUGGUCCAAGUCGACAUCUCUGGCGAUUACUGGGAACUCGAUGUUCACUGUGACGCACCAAACAGGGAUCCGGAAGCCGAUAGAAGGCUUCUCAAGAACGAAGCGUGGGUCGACACCAAGUCUAUCGAACCUACCCAUGUCCGGUGCAAGGCGUGUAAACAGCGCGUCAAUUUCUUCCGCCAUAAUUUUUAUUUGAGAGAGUGGCAGGACCAUAGGGAUUAUUGCCCGGUGAUUAUGCAUAUGAUGAAGCGCUAUGUUUGGAUGAUGCUCAUCAACCAGACUCGGCAUAGGGAGAUUUUUUACCUUCCGAAUAGUCAGGAUCCGAUUCCGCCUGCGCCUAUUUGUAGAAAUCUCCUUUCGUAG
Desarmillaria tabescens is the source of this 498-nucleotide messenger RNA. RefSeq lists its product as uncharacterized. Lineage: Eukaryota; Fungi; Basidiomycota; Agaricomycetes; Agaricales; Physalacriaceae. The record is from RefSeq and is a predicted model, not a curated record. The transcript has 2 exons. The coding region runs from base 1 to 498 and encodes 165 amino acids.